Messenger RNA from Solea senegalensis (Senegalese sole), 4065 nucleotides. RefSeq names its product extracellular calcium-sensing receptor-like. Gene Ontology annotation, molecular function: nucleic acid binding; G protein-coupled receptor activity. The record is from RefSeq and is a predicted model, not a curated record. Gene Ontology annotation, biological process: G protein-coupled receptor signaling pathway. Gene Ontology annotation, cellular component: membrane. NCBI's taxonomy places the organism in Eukaryota, Metazoa, Chordata, Actinopteri, Pleuronectiformes, Soleidae. The annotation marks the transcript as partial. The transcript is spliced from 15 exons.
AUGGACGGCCUCCUUCUAAAGACUGUAACCCACCAGACUGUCCCCAUUUCCAUGCUGCUCUCUGGCAACCAUCAUGAGAGUGUGCAGUUCCACAUCCUGCAGUCUCCUCACCAUCCACUUCUCCUGGGGUUCCCCUGGCUCCGUCGUCAUAACCCCCACCUCAACUGGGCCACUGGGGCUAUCCUAGGCUGGAGCGCAUCCUGUCACCAGCUGGACUUCAGGGAGGUAUUUAGCAAGACCAAGGCUACCUCUCUUCCACCACAUAGACCUUAUGACUGCGGCAUCGACCUCCAAGCCGGUGUUGUUCCACCUAGAGGCUGCCUGUAUUCCUUAUCUGAACCCAAGAGAGAGGCGAUGGACAACUAUAUUAAUGACUCUCUGGCGGUGGGCAUCAUCCGCCCCUCCUCGUCCCGGCCCCCACUUCGCCUCGGUUACCCGGAAGGAGUUCUGCUCACUCCUGGGGGCCACCGUCAGCCUGUCCGCAGGAUACCACCCUCAGUCCAGCAGCCAAACGGAGCGAAAGCACCAGGAGAUGGAGACGGGUCUUCGCUGCACGACACCUCAGCACCCAUCGUCCUGGGGCUGGCAAAACCGAUCCAGGAGCAGCUGGUGCCGCUGGACUUGCCAACGAGCCUGGACGCCCUAAUCGCCCUGGCCAUCCAGACAGACAACAGACUCCACGAGCUCAGGCAGCGUGACGACCGACCACUGCGCUCCGCAGCGCCGUCUGGGCUGGCGCCCCUCCGAUUGCCUCUCGAGCAGCCUCGAUACCCCAGGGAGGGAGCGGGAGACCAUGGGCAGAAAUAUCAAUGGACUUUGUCACGGGGCUCCUGGUCUCCCAAGGAUUCAUGGAUCCCCCAAGGACAUUGUUCCAGACCGGGGCCCCAGUUCGUAUCACGGUUCUGGAGGGAGUUUUGCCGGCUCAUCGGAGCCACAGCCAGCCUGACCUCCGGAUACCAUCUGGAGGCUAACGGCCAGACGGAGCGCCUGAACCAACAGCUGGAGGCCGGCCUCCAAUGCCUCGUUUCACAGAACCCCUCAUCCUGGAGUAAACACCUGGUCUGGGAACCUGAAGUCUCGGUGCCCUCUGCCCACGCCAUGGUUCGCCGCUGCCGCCGCAUCUGGGCUGCCGCCCGGCAGGUGUUGGUCCGCCAGGGGGAUCGGGUCAAAAAAGCUGCGGACCGUAGGAGACGGCCCGCCCCCACCUACCAGCCAGGGCAGAAAGUGUGGCUGUCUGCCAGAAACCUCCAUCUGCGGGUCCCCUCCCGGAAGCUGGCACCACGGUUUGUGGGGCCAUUCCCAGUCUCCAAGGUCAUCGGCCCCGCAGCAGUUCGCCUGCGCCUGCCCCGGUCCCUCCGAGUCCACCCCACGUUCCAUGUCAGCCAGGUCAAGCCGGCCAAGGAGAGCUCCAUGGUCCCACCCUCCCCGGCCCCUCCUUCGCCGGAAGUGAUAGACGGAGGUCCAGUCUACAAGGUCAAGCAGCUGCUUGCGGUCCGAAGCAGGGGCCGGGGCAGGCAGUACCUGGUGGACUGGGAGGGAUACAGUGGGUCCCGUCCCGGUUCAUCUUGGACCCUAGCCUCAUUAAAGACUUCCACAAAGAGCAGCCUGGGCCGUCAUGAGUCGGCCCUUCAAGAGGGGCGCCACACUGCAGCUCCACCAGCAGCCUCAAAGUGCGCUCUUCUAAACAGCUUCCAGCCAGGAUUUUUUGUCCAGGGUGACUAUGUCAUUGGUGGGAUUUUCCCCCUUCAUUAUAAUGUGAAAAUGCCAGACCUUAACGGUACCUACAGACCACCACCAAUAAAUUGCAAUGGAUUUGAUCCCAGGGCUUUCCGGUGGGCUCAGACUAUGAGACUGGCAGUGGAGGAGAUAAACCAGAAUCCAAUGCUGCUGCUGAAUCACACUCUGGGCUACAAAAUCUUUGAUUCAUGUGCAUAUCCACUGACAGGACAGAGAGCUGUUUUAUCGAUGCUGAAUGGGGUGAGUGAGGAAAACUCUACUUUGUGCACAAAUGCCUCAUCAAUCCUCGCUGUGAUUGGGGCUUCUGGAUCUGCUCAGUCUAUCGUUGUGUCAAGAAUCCUGCAGCCAUUCAAGAUCCCCAUGAUCAGCUACUUUUCUUCAUGUGCAUGUUUGUCAGACAGACAAAAAUAUCCAACCUUCUUCAGAGUAAUUCCUAGUGAUGACUACCAGGUGAAAGCCUUUGCACAGCUGCUGGUGCACUUUAACUGGACCUGGGUGGGGCUGCUGCGAGAAGACAAUGAUUAUGGCCGUUUUGCUGCAAAAGGUUUACUUAGAGAAUUACAGGAAACCAAAGUAUGUGUAGCGUACCAAGAAAGGAUUCCUUUGCUCUACACUCGCCAGGUGGGACUAAGGAUAAUGAAGGUGAUACAACGCUCUACUGCAAAAGUGGUGGUGGUAUUUGCAGGCGAGGGGGCGAUGACACCUUUCUUGAGAGACUACAUGACUCAGAACAUCACUGGAAUACAGUGGGUGGCGAGUGAAGCCUUCGUCACAGCAUCAGUCUUUUCAGGGAGAGAGUAUUACCCUUACUUGGGAGGAACCAUUGGGUUUGGCGUCAGAAAAGGUCAUAUCUCCAGACUGGGUGACUUCCUGCAGACAGUAAACCCUAAGAGAUAUCCUGACAAUGUCCUGAUGCCGCCCUGCUCAGGGCAGGAGACUCUGCUGGAACAGCACUCAGCCUACAUGAAUACAUCCAGCCCUAGAGUAGCCUAUAAUGUAUAUAAGGCUGUAUAUGCCAUUGCUCAUUCCCUGCACAACCUCCUUCUCUGUCAGCCAGGGAGGGGACCUUUCCAGAACAACUCAUGUGCUCAGAGCAACAACAUACACCCUUGGCAGCUGCAACACUACCUCCAGGAAGUGAACUUUCAGAUUGCUGGUAAGGAGGUGGACUUUGAUGCCAAGGGUGACUCUGUACCCUAUUAUGAUAUUAUCAACUGGCAGAGAGGCCCACAAGGAAACAUUGAAUUUGUCAAUGUGGGUUUGUUUGAUGGAACCAAGGCUGUUGGAGAGGAACUGUUGAUCCAGGAGGACGGGAUAAUGUGGGCAGGACAUCAGAUAUCUGUGUGCAGUGCCAGUUGUCUUCCAGGUUUCCGGAAGGCUGUCCGUCGUGGGGAGCCUAUCUGCUGCUUUGACUGUGUACCAUGUGACAGUGGCAAAAUUAGCAAUCGGACAAUAGAUUGUACAAUUUGUCCUGAGGAUUUCUGGUCAAACAACGACAGAACAGCCUGCAUCUCCAAGAAAGUGGAGUACUUGACCUUCGAUUCAUUGGGAAUAGCCCUGACAGUGAUGUCUGUGGUGGGCGCCUGCUUCACUCUGGCUGUCUGUGGAGUCUUCUUCUGUCACAGACACACAGCCAUCGUCCGUGUGAAUAACUCCGAGCUCAGUUUCUUCAUACUGUUUGCACUGACUCUGUGUUUCCUGUGUUCUCUGCUUUUCAUUGGAAAGCCAACAUAUUGGUCCUGCAUGCUGCGCCACACUGCCUUUAGCAUCACAUUUUCACUGUGUAUUUCCUGCAUCCUGGGGAAGACCCUGGUGGUACUGGCUGCAUUCACGGCCACCAGGCCAGGGCAUAACAUCAUGAAGUGGCUGGGGCCUAAGCAGCAGAGGACCAUCAUCUCCAGCUGCACUCUGAUUCAGGUGGUUAUCUGUGCUGCCUGGCUCAUUGAUGUUCCCCCGUUUCCAUCCAGAAAUACACAAUAUGAACAUUCAAAGAUCAUAUUGGAGUGUAGUGUGGGCUCUAGCCUGGCAUUCUGGUGUGUUCUUGGAUAUAUUGGUCUACAGGCCUGUCUGUGCUUUGUAUUGGCUUUUCUGGCCCGAAAGUUGCCGGGAAACUUCAACGAGGCCAAGUUCAUCACAUUCAGCAUGCUGAUCUUCUGUGCUGUGUGGCUAGCAUUCAUCCCUGCUUAUAUCAGCUCCCCUGGAAAUUAUGCAGAUGCAGUUGAGUCAUUUGCCAUCUUGGCCUCCAGCUUUGGCUUAUUGUUCUGCCUGUUUGCUCCAAAGACUUACAUUAUUUUACUGAAGCCUGAAAAGAAUACAAAACAGCACCUG